Messenger RNA from Salvelinus namaycush (lake trout), 5145 nucleotides. Its product is annotated as F-actin-monooxygenase MICAL2-like. The coding region runs from base 283 to 3126 and encodes 947 amino acids. Gene Ontology annotation, molecular function: protein binding; FAD binding. Lineage: Eukaryota; Metazoa; Chordata; Actinopteri; Salmoniformes; Salmonidae. The transcript has 19 exons. The record is from RefSeq and is a predicted model, not a curated record.
GUUUAGAAUGAGUGACUGGAAGAGACACACCGACACAUAUAGCCAGCGCAAAUUCUAUUAGAUACAUUUUCUCUGACCGGUCAUUGCGGUUUUGAAUAUACCUCUUCAAUCAACUGCGAAGACUGGGCCAGUUGAUUUAUUUUUUCUCCUCUGUAAACUAAGAUUGGGCAUGACCAUGGGGGCCAGGCUGUGGGUGUAGCCACUGAGACAGCUGGGGGAGAGCGAGAGAGGAGGAAAGGCAAGCUAGCACCAGCCAAGCACCCUGCACUCCUCCUGGGAAAGAUGGGGGAGACAGAGGAGGAGAAGGACCAGGCAGGGAAGUUUUUUGAGAACUUCAUCCAGGCCUCCACCUGUAAGGGCACCCUGCAGUCCUUCAACCUCCUGUGCAGGCUGCUAGAUCUAGACCCUCAGGACCAUGAGACAUUCUACUGUAGUCUGAAGACCAGGCUCACCUCCUGGAGGGCCAAAGCCCUCUGGACCAAGCUGGACAAGAGAACCUGCCACAAGGAGUACAAGAAGGGCCAGGCCUGUGUGGGCACCAAGUGCCUUAUCAUCGGGGGAGGCCCAUGUGGCUUGCGGACGGCCAUCGAGCUGGCUCUGCUGGGGGCCAAGGUGGUGGUGAUUGAGAAGAGGGACACCUUCUCCAGGAACAACGUGCUGCACCUGUGGCCCUACACCAUCCACGACCUCAAGGGCCUCGGGGCUAAGAAGUUCUACGGCAAAUUCUGUGCUGGAGCCAUAGACCACAUCAGUAUUCGUCAACUCCAGCUCAUGCUGCUGAAGAUCGCCCUGCUUGCAGCUGUGGAAUUCCACGUCAAUGUGGAGUUUGUCAAGCUGCUGGAACCUCCAGAAAACCAGGAGAAUGACGGGCCUGGCUGGAGAGCUGAGAUCAGGCCUGCCGAUCACCCCGUGGCUAAUAUUGACUUUGACGUGGUGGUGGGGGCUGAUGGGAGGAGAAAUACCCUGGAAGGGUUCAAGAGGAAGGAGUUCCGUGGUAAGCUGGCUAUUGCCAUCACGGCCAACUUUGUCAACAGGAACACCACGGCCGAGGCCAAGGUGGAGGAGAUCAGCGGUGUGGCCUUCAUCUUUAACCAGAAGUUCUUCCUGGACCUCAAAGAGGAGACAGGUAUUGACCUGGAGAACAUUGUGUACUACAAGGACAACACACACUACUUUGUCAUGACAGCAAAGAAGCAGAGCCUACUGGACAAGGGGGUCAUCAUUCAUGACUACAUAGACACAGAGAUGCUGCUGAGCAGUGAGAAUGUGAACCAGGAAGCUCUGCUGGGUUAUGCCCGCGAAGCUGCUGACUUUGGCACCAACUACCAGCUUCCCACGCUGGACUUUGCCAUAAAUGCCUGUGGCCAGCCAGACGUGGCCAUGUUUGACUUCACCAGCAUGUAUGCUUCGGAGAACGCAGCGCUAGUCAGAGAAUGCUUCGGACGCCAGCUACUGGUGGCACUUGUUGGGGACAGCUUGUUAGAGCCGUUCUGGCCCAUGGGUACAGGGUGUGCGAGAGGCUUCCUGGCUGCUUUUGACUCAGCCUGGAUGGUGAAAAGGUGGGCUGAGGGCAUGACCCCUCUGGAGGUGCUAGCUGAGAGGGAGAGUCUUUACAGAAUUCUGCCGCAGACAACCACUGAAAACAUUGCCAAAAACUUUGAGCAGUACACCAUUGACCCUGGGACUCGGUAUCCCAACCUCAUCUCUACCUGUGUCAGGCAAAACCAGGUGCGUCACCUGUACAUCAAUGGAGAGCUGCCAGUGAAGUCGUGCUCUCUGGAGCGUAAUGCUACAAUACGUCGCCCUGUGAACCUGGCCAGACGAGAGUCGGAGAUCAGGCCGGGCAGGCUGCUGACGUGGUGUCAGAAACAGACCGAGGGCUACAGGAAUGUGAGCGUGACAGACCUGACCACCUCGUGGCAGAGUGGCCUGGCUCUCUGUGCCCUCAUCCACCAGUUCAGAUCCCACCUCAUAGAGUUUGAUUCGCUGAAUGAGGAGGAUUCGGCUAACAACUUCCAGCUGGCAUGUGACCUGGCUGAGCGGGAGUUUGGGAUCCGGCCCUUCACCACUGGGGAGGAGAUGGCUGCUGGUCAGGAACCAGACAAGACCAGAAUGGUCACCUACCUCUCCAAGUUCUACGAGCUGUUCCGCGGCACCCCCCUCCCCGUCUCAGAUUCUAGAGGGGCCGACGAAAACAGUGAAGACUAUCCUUCCAAGGCAGUCAGAAGUAUGAACAAAGUUCUGGUACCAAGAAAAAGGGUACCGAAGGAUGAGAAGAAGCUAGAAGAUACUGACCCAACGUACAAAAGGAGACGAAAAGUCUGCAGUUACUUGGAAGAGGCAACCAACUUCUCCAGUCAGAGUGCGUCCUGUGUGGGUGAGGGGAGGGAGGUGAAGGAGAACAAGGUCCGCUCCAUGGCCAGCCAGCUCCUGUCCAAGUUUGAGGAGAGCAACCCCAGCUUCACCCUCCGGAGACAGGGUUCCUUGCGGAGGGAGUUCCCCGGGUCUGGUGACAAGUGUCACUCCUGUCAGAAGCGCGUGUAUGUGGUGGAGAGGAUCAGUGCUGAGGGACUUUAUUUCCACAGGGAGUGCUUUCGCUGUGACACCUGUGGCGCCGCCCUACGCCAGGGAGGCCAUGCCUUCGACUCUGAGCAGGGCAAGUUGUACUGCAAGCUGCACUUCACACAACGUAAAUAUGGAAUGAACCAUCGGAGGACAUUCAAUUCACAUCUGGGUCAGAAUGGAGCCGGGGUUCAGGAGGGAUCAGAGACACAGACUCCCAACGGUGACCCAACAGAAGGCCUGCAGAGCCAGUCACCAGGUACCUUCAGCUCCCGCCUGAGGAAGAGCCUGAGCUGGCCCCUGAGUGUGACCCGGGCUGUGUGUGACUCCCCCCGCCUACUGUCUCGCUGGGUGCAUGGUACGGCCCAGGCUGUGGGCCUCCACUUUAGGGCCAAUGUGCAGGACUAUGUCUUCAUGUAUGAGCUGCUGAGCCUGGGAGUGCCCCUGCUGUUCAUGCUCCAGGAGGUGCUGCUGCAGAUGUACUCUGAAACCGGGCCUGUCUCCCAGUCCAUCCAGCCCCUACUGCUGUGGCUGGAGGAACACCUGGGCCACAGGCUCAUGUAGAGGCCCACCAGGGAGGGAAGCCUAAUCCUAACCCUAUCCCUAACCCUCGUGCAAUAGGGUCUGAAGCCUGGCCGAACAUUAACUGGUGUAUCUUGCAUUUGUGCCAUGUCAUAUGACGGCAAGCUACCGUUUGACCAUGUGUACAAGUACCUUGUUAAUAUUUUCUCACAGAAUAUGUAGCUGUCAGUGCAUUGGAUCUAGUCCUACACCAACCAAAGAACAAAUAACAUUUCCCAAGCAGUAUCUUGGUUUGUGAUACGUGUGGUAGUUUUUCAUGAACAUUAUAUUUUUCUUUAUGAUGAGGGGUAAUGUGCUGUACAUGGUUUCAUGGUGGUCUAAAUCAUUUACGGUAUGUGGUUGAUAUGACUGCUGAAAUCAUCCAAUCUAUAUUGCUCUAGAGUUGAUUCUUUCAACAACUGGCUGUCGUAAUUGAGCCAGUUUUUACAUGGAUUAACUCAGGUUAUGACAGAGUUUUUGUGCGGAAAAAGUAAUCUAAAUGAAAAGACUGACUUGAAGCACUUUAACUUGGGGAGCUGCCUUUACCUGUGGCUGAUGCCUGAUGAAUGGUGUGGGAGUUAAUGGCUGCCUAAUGGCUGUCCAGGCCUUGGAUAAUGACUAGUGCUGACUCUGCACGUUUACUAAACCCUGCUGAAGUCACAGGUCGGGGUCGGGGUCGGGGCCCAACGUGGAUCUGUGCUUGACCAGAUUUUCUCAUCUUUUUUUCUAUUUCAAUAUUGUUUGACACAAGUUUACAUUUAAAAGUUGUUAUUGUAAGAUUUCCUAUGACACCAUGACCGUAGUGUACUUUCGCUACACAUUAUGAUAGCUUUUAUUGCUUUAUUUUAUGGCCCAGUGCCUCCAGUAUUUUUGUGCAUUGUCCGUUGUACUUAAAAGGGGAAGAGGUUUCAUGGCCAUGGGCUUUGGUUUACUACUCCAGUUCAUGGACUGUUUAAUGCUGCCACCUGUUGGUGAAACAGAUGCAAGGCCAAAUUCAAUUUACUGUAUGAUGAGGUGGAAUAUGGGACAAUCUUCUAAAGAGUUGAUGUAUGCUUGUAAUAGAAGUUUUUCAUCAUUUUUGUUAUUUUGUACAAGUCUAUUUCACUUAAAUAUGUUUUUCAUAAUGUUACGAAUAUUGCUGAAAGGAGUUGUUCAGGAGGACAGAAUCUGACAUGAUAACUCAGGCUAUGUUUGAAUGCUGUGGUGUGUAUGUGCUUUCCUGAACCAGAAGUUACAUAAUUCAUGCAGUACACUGUACAGUGCUAAAUUGUGUGUUGUUGAGUAGCACAAUCUCAUGUUUUCUCAAUGCCUUUUCUUUGACUAUCUAACAAUUACAAAGUUUCAAUACAUUUUAACUGGAUUUGAUCCUUCCUCUGAUUUCUCUCUGUAUUCUAACCUAUAUUUCCUUCCUUUAAUUUCUCCUCAUGUUCACUUGAAGUCUGUUUUCAACUUUCUGAUGAUGAGCCUUCUGAUUGGUUAGGAGACAUGCCAUUCUGAAGGUGAUCACGUGCAUGGUCACAUGGUUUUCUGAAUAAUGUUUUGGAGUGAAUGUCUGGUCAGAUUAGUCCCAGUUACUGUCAGCACUUCCACACACAAGUAAAAAUUGCUUCUAACCCCUGUGUUUGAGCUACAGACAGCAGUAUUUGAGCAUUGUAUUUUUCUGUUUCGUCUGCACACGGCGAUACCAACCAUUCGCCGAUAUACUUAACGGGGGCUGAACUAGAGCAGUGUUUGUGAGACAAUGGCGGUUCCUGAAAACGGUUCUUCUCACAAAAAUGUCUAAUCUACAAACUAUUAUGAUCCUACUAUCGAAAAGCUGAGACUCAUAAACACGCAAGUGUACUCGCGUAGACAGCUUUCUGUCAUGCAGAGGCAUGCCACUCUUUCUUAAAUUAAUGCAUUGAAUAAUGUAUUAUGGGACUUCUAAUGCAGCCUACUUUUCUCAUGGAGAUUCUGUGUUGCUUUAUGUAUGACCUAAAGCAACAAAUGUAAAUAAAUGAACUGAGUUAUUUGUCAUCUUGA